Messenger RNA from Parnassius mnemosyne (clouded apollo), 1098 nucleotides. The record is from the annotation of a GenBank genome assembly. Lineage: Eukaryota; Metazoa; Arthropoda; Insecta; Lepidoptera; Papilionidae.
AUGGGGAAACGUAGAAAAAAAAAGUUGCCGGGAGAAGAAGAAGUGUUUGAAGAAACGACUGAGGAGGAAGAAAUUGAUACCAGUACUGAGGAAGAUCCUGAGAAAGAGCAGCGCAAGUAUAAGCCGUACUUUGUAUCUGACUACAACAGGAGGUACCCUGAGGACUCUAUUCUCGUUGAUUUUGUUGUAUUUGUCGAAUCAAAUGAUGAAAAAAGGCCAAUCGGCACGCGAGACAUGAUGUCUCUGUCCACACAUAUGAAGAGGUUCAAUAAAGGCAUUAAAUAUUUGCAAUCUAUGAAUAAAUACAAAAUAGGCGUUCAUUUUGAAAAGCCCUCUCUAGCGAAUGCAUUUUUAAAUAAUAUUACUUUUCUUAAUGAAUACAAAAUGAAAGCAUCUAUCCCAGCUGUAGGAACAGAAAUAACAGGAGUCAUAACCAAUGUUCCCACUAAUCUUUCUAAUUCAAGAAUUUUUGGUAUGUUAACGACUUAUAGAAAGAUAAUAUGUGUUAAAAGGAUAAUGAGGAAACAUAAGAAUGAUGCAGGACGCAGUUUGCUGCAGCCGACGGGCACCGUGGCCAUCACAUUUGCUUCUAAUGUUUUGCCGGACCACGUCGAUCUUCAUGGUUGGCGGUUCGUGGUAAAUCAGUAUAUUCCACCAGUGAAGCAGUGCUACAAUUGUUUGAGGUAUGGUCACUUAGCAAAGUAUUGUAAAAAUUCUGUGAAAUGCUCAAUUUGUACUGAAAAUCACAGCUACAAAGAUUGCAAAGUAUCUUCAGAUAAAGCGAUAUGCAUACAUUGCAAAGGAAACCAUCUAAGCAUUUCUGGACAGUGUCCUGUUAAGAAACAAAAGAUAAAAGAAAAUCAGGCUAAAUUACACAAAACCCCAUUUGUAGACCUUUUUAAUAAAAACGAAUUCCCCGAAUUAAACAAAAAAAAUCACAAAGAUGCUCUUAUGUCACUGCUAAAGAAUGAUGACAUUAUUAAUAUAAUUUUAAAUACAGUCAUUAAAGUAUUAACUCUUAAUAAAUCAAAUGAACAAACCACCAUAUCUUCUCAGCUUAUUAAAGAUGUUCUCAUAGAUACAAUGAAACCAAAAUAG